AUGAUCAAAAAGUAUUUUAGCUUUGAUUUUCAGGUUAUUGGAAAAGUACAAGGUACGUCAACUUUUCGUAUCUAAAAUAGGGGUAUUCUUUCGGAAGUUUACAAAAGAGCAAGGAACUCAUUUGGGAUUGGUAGGAUGGGUUGAAAAUUAAAAAGAUGGAUCAGUCAAAGGAGUUGCUUAAGGUGAUCAAAAAAAGUGUGAAGAAAUGUAAAAUAAUUUGUGAUUCUUAACUAUCUUAGGAUUCAUUGGUUAUCUAAUGUUGGAUCUCCAAAAAGCAAGUAUUUUAAUUUUAUUUAAUUGAUAGAAUUGAGAAGAUGAUAAAGACAAAUGAAAGGGAAAUUGAUAAAUUAUAAUAUAAAGAUUUCUCAGUAAGAGACGAUAAAAAAUAGAAGUGA
Molecule: messenger RNA, 395 nt
Organism: Paramecium octaurelia
Lineage: Eukaryota; Ciliophora; Oligohymenophorea; Peniculida; Parameciidae
Source: the annotation of a GenBank genome assembly